Molecule: messenger RNA, 2795 nt
Organism: Cavia porcellus (domestic guinea pig)
Lineage: Eukaryota; Metazoa; Chordata; Mammalia; Rodentia; Caviidae
Gene: Sgk2
Product: serum/glucocorticoid regulated kinase 2
Exons: 14
Coding region: 434-1537 (367 amino acids)
Biological process (GO): protein phosphorylation
Cellular component (GO): cytoplasm; nucleus
Molecular function (GO): ATP binding; protein serine/threonine kinase activity
Source: RefSeq, a predicted model, not a curated record
GGACUAGGAGGCUGAGCUCUAGCUGGCCAGUGGGUGACAGGUCGCUCUUGCCAAGGAAGGUUGCUUGGCAAGUUAGGAUUGGGUUCCCGGUCAGAAGGACCAUGCAGACAGCGAGGCCACAGCUCUCCCGGACCGGCACUGGGACCCAGAGUGACCAGGGGGCAAUGGUGUCUCCAAGGAAACAGAGGUCUCCUGUCCCAUCUUAAGCUCUGCUGGAUCCCGUGUGACAUCAGCCAGCCCCCUCGCCACAGUCACCACCACUGGGAGUUGUGAGCUCUGUGCUGGGCCGGGCCAGCACCAGGCACUGACACUUCAGCUGUUGUUGGGAGAACAGAGAGAAGCCCUUGUCUGCUGCCUGUUCUUGGCUCCACUGCUGGGUUCCCCGGAGGCUUUUCCUCAGACCGCACAGAGUCCACCCAAGCGUGACUACAGAAUGGCAUCCAGCCCGGCUGAGAUCCCUAGCCCACAGCCUUCCAGGGACAAUGGGAACAUCAACCUGGGGCCUUCAGCCAACCCAAAUGCCUGUCCCACAGACUUCGACUUCCUCAAAGUCAUUGGUAAAGGGAACUAUGGGAAGGUCCUGUUGGCCAAGCGCAAGUCUGAUGGGACCUUCUACGCAGUGAAGGUGCUGCAGAAAAAGUCCAUCUUAAAGAACAAAGAGAAGAGCCACAUCAUGGCAGAGCGCAACGUGCUCCUGAAGAACGUGCAGCACCCGUUCCUUGUGGGCCUGCGCUACUCCUUCCAGACCCCUGAGAAGCUCUACUUUGUGCUCGACUAUGUCAACGGAGGGGAGCUCUUCUUCCACCUGCAGCGGGAGCGCAGGUUCCUGGAGCCCCGGGCCCGGUUCUAUGCCGCUGAGGUGGCCAGUGCCAUUGGCUACCUGCACUCCCUCAACAUCAUUUACAGGGACCUGAAGCCAGAGAACAUUCUCUUGGACUGCCAGGGACAUGUGGUGCUGACGGAUUUUGGCCUUUGCAAGGAAGGUGUAGAGCCCGAGGAGACCACGUCCACAUUCUGCGGUACCCCUGAGUAUUUGGCUCCCGAAGUGCUUCGUAAAGAGCCUUAUGACCGGGCAGUGGACUGGUGGUGUCUAGGAGCAGUUGUCUACGAGAUGCUGCACGGCCUGCCACCCUUCUACAGCCGAGAUGUUGCCCAGAUGUACGAAAACAUUCUGCACCAGCCGCUACAGAUCCCUGGGGGCCAGACAGUGGCUGCCUGUGACCUCCUACAAGGCCUUCUCCACAAGGACCAGAGGCAGAGACUCGGCUCCAAGGCAGACUUUCUCGAGAUAAAGAACCAUGUCUUCUUCAGCCCCAUAAACUGGGAUGACUUAUACCACAAGAGACUGACUCCACCCUUCAACCCAAAUGUGGCAGGACCUGCUGACCUGAAACACUUUGACCCAGAGUUCACCCAGGAAGCUGUGUCCAGGUCCAUUGGCUGCACCCCUGAUACUGUGGCCAGCAGCUCUGGUGCCUCAAGUGCAUUCCUGGGAUUUUCCUAUGCACAGGAGGACAAUGACAUCUUGAACUGUUAAGAGUAAAGCAUCUGUGAAGCCACAGAGGCAAGCUGGUAAUGAGAGUCAAAGUUGUAAGUCUGAUGGCUUAAGCAAGAAACAGGUAUAUUUUUCUCCAUUCCCUAAAAGAAGCAGUGUUAGUUGGGACUGGCAUGGUAAGACAGGGCACAAGACAUAGAAGCUUUCUGUUUCUUUUCUGUUCUUUGUGACAGAUGGCUUCCAGUAUUAUGGUUGUUACAUGAUCAAAAGAUGGCUGCUGGUGGUCUAGCCACCACUUUUGUCUUCUGGGCAGGAAUAAAAGAGGAAUGGGGUUGAGGGAGUGGCCAAAGAGCCCAAUGAAGAGCUUGCCUGGAUGCCUUACCCAGUGACUUCUCCUGACAUCUCGUUAACCAACCCCUGCUGUAAUGGAGCCUAGGCACAUGACCACCCCUAACAGCAAAGGGGUGCUGGUGCUCGUCCAGAGGGGAGGAUGCUGGCUAGUCUUCAACUGACAUCUGUGAAAGUCAUGUUCCAGCUGCAGGAGACAGUGGGAAUAUGGUGUUGUCUCGGUAACAGUCUUGUAGGGUGCUAACAUUCUUUACCAGAGAGCUUCUUGAUGUUUGCAUUUUUAUCUCAAUGUAUAAAAUGACAGAUAUGUAACAAGCCUGUAUGGUGUUAUCAACAUCUUUUACUGUACUAUGUUGAUGGUGUCUUUCUUUGUUGUGGGUAGUACUGGACAUUUGUUACUGGGUUUGGCUGCCUAUCAUCUGAACCUCUUCUAAUAUUCAGAGAGUCUCAAGUACCACACCUGAACCCAAAGUAAGCAUCAGGAGCUUUCUUUCAGAUGGUAGUUGUGGUAAUGGUACUCACAAAAUUGAGUUCCUGGUAAAGCAAUAGCAUCAAGGCAACCCAGUGGAGAUAGAGUAGUUCUGAAGAAUAACCCUCAACUGGACCCUUGUUCCUAGCAGGAGUUGGCUGCCAAGUUAAUGCUGUGCUCCAUCUCGUGUGGCAUGCCUAUGUGGUGACCACAGCUUCCUGACCAUCCAUUAAACUCCACGUGUUCAAGCUUAAUCAUUUCUAGUGCAAUUCUGACUGGACAAAAUGUGAGCUUGUAACACUUCAUGAAUUAAGGACACUCUGCUCCUGUGGGAUGGAUUAUGCUGCUUUAUUUAAAAGUAGUUUUUUCGGGGCUGGGGAUUUAGCUCAGCAGCAUAAGCACCUGCCUGGCAAGUGUGAGGUUGUGAGUUCGAUCCCUGGUACAAAAAAAUAAAAUAAAAUAAAAGUAGUUUUUUGUUUUUUC